AUUUUAUAUAUUUUUAUUAUUAUUACUAUUAUUAUGAAUCUUACACAUAGCCAUCCAAAUCAGAACGAUGCUCCUGGACUAUUAUAUGCUGGUUUUAACCAAGAUUAUGGCUGUUUUGCUAUUGGACUUGAUAAUGGUUUCCGAGUCUAUAAUAGUGAACCUUUGAUUGAACAGGCUCGUCACGAAUCUGACGAAGGAGGGAUAGCUUUGGUGGAAAUGUUAUACAGGACAAAUUACUUGGCAUUAAUUGGUGGUGGCAGAAAUCCAAGGUAUCCUCCAAACAAGGUGAUAGUCUAUGAUAGUAUAAAAGGGAAAGCAGUAUUGGAACUUGAAUAUAAAAGUGAAGUCAAGAAUGUCAAGUUACGGAGAGAAAGGCUAGUAGUUGUCUUAACACACAAAGUCUUUGUAUACCAUUUUAGUCUUCAUCCACAUUUAUUACAUACAUUUGAAACAACUGAUAACAGGAAAGGUCUAGCGGCAGUAUCAGCGUCACCUGAUCAUGCGAUGCUUGUUAUACCUGGACGACAACGUGGACAUGUACAACUUAUCGAUUUAGAUACUCUUGGUUAUUAUUGGUCUUCCAUGUCUACUACCGAUGAUCAGGAAUCCAAUGGCUAUCACUCAUCAAAUUUGAAUCACUAUGAAGCAAAUAUAACUUCUGGACCAUCAUCAUCAACAACAUCAACAUCACAACAUAAUGCAUCAACAAGACAUUUACCUGCAGCCACAACAGCAAAUAUUAGUAUUAUUGCAGCUCACUCUGGAAACCUUAGUUGUAUUGCUUUAAAUCAUGAUGGAACGAAAUGUGCGACUGCUAGUGACAAAGGAACGUUGAUUCGUGUGUUUAAUACAACAACUGGAACAUUAUUGAAUGAAUUACGACGUGGUAUGGAUCGUGCUGAAAUCUUUUCUAUUGCUUUCAAUCAAGAUUCUACAAGGUUAUGUGUUUCAUCAGACAAAGGUACUAUUCAUAUUUUUAAUUUGGAUCCUUCGGUAGUUAUUAUGGCUGAUCACAAACCUCGCGGUCCUACAUAUGGUCAAGUUGUGAUUUAUCCUACUAGUCAAUCUGCAUCACAAUAUGGUCUUACUCAUAGUGGCAAUCGUGGAAGUAGUCUUAGCUUUAUGAAGGAUUUAUUACCUAAAUACUUUAGUAGUGAAUGGAGUUUCGCUCAUGCCAAGGUGAUUACAGAAUCUCAAUGUUUGGUGGCCUUUGAACAAAAGCACACGAUAUUAGCUAUUUGUGCAGACGGCAGUUGUUACAAGUUUUACUUUGAUCCAAAGAAAGGUGGUGAAUGUACAAGGGAAUCCUUUGAACGAUUUUACAAACCUGAUUCGUUAUGAAACCCAAUCAUUUUUAGUAGUCUUUUUUUUUUAUUAUCAUACCAGAAAUAUAUACAUAUAUACAUUUAUAUC
Molecule: messenger RNA, 1413 nt
Organism: Halteromyces radiatus
Lineage: Eukaryota; Fungi; Mucoromycota; Mucoromycetes; Mucorales; Cunninghamellaceae
Product: WD repeat domain phosphoinositide-interacting protein 3
Exons: 5
Coding region: 34-1341 (435 amino acids)
Biological process (GO): protein localization to phagophore assembly site; nucleophagy; protein lipidation
Cellular component (GO): phagophore assembly site membrane; extrinsic component of membrane; cytosol
Molecular function (GO): protein binding; phosphatidylinositol-3,5-bisphosphate binding; phosphatidylinositol-3-phosphate binding
Source: RefSeq, a predicted model, not a curated record